Symbiodinium sp. CCMP2592 is the source of this 1218-nucleotide messenger RNA. The record is from the annotation of a GenBank genome assembly. NCBI's taxonomy places the organism in Eukaryota, Dinophyceae, Suessiales, Symbiodiniaceae.
AUGAUGCAGUCGAUGCCACCGAUGAUGCCGCCUACCAGUGGCAGCAUGAACAUGGGUGGAAUGCCUCCGCAGGGUUUCCAAAGCAUGCCUCCACAAGCUGGUGGGCCACAGGGCUCGAUGAUGCCGCCGAUGACCAACAUCCCUGGUUCGGCCACGAUUCCCCGGACUUCCAUACCAGGGACUGGGAUGCCAGGAGGAGUUGCCAUGGGUGCACCUCCUAUGUCCGCGGCAUCCUUGCAAAGUGGCUUUCAGCCAGGACCGAUGAACUCCAUGCCCAACAUGAACUCGAUGCCUGCCAUGGGAGGCCUUCCACAUGUGCAUGUCGGAGCGGUGCCUGAGACACUGUCGUCGGAUGUGCCGAUGACAGACACGGAGGAGAGCUGGGCAAGAGCUACAAAUGAGAAUGAAGGCGAAAACUGGACGCUGGAGGAUGUGGUGCUUCGUCACCUUGGUGGCGAUCUCACCAAUGUCUUGGCCGAUCCUUCGACAGGACUCCAGAGGCGACUUGACCAGCCACCGGCGGCAAUGCCCUUCACGUUUCUAGAGCCGUUGCCAUUGGAAACUGCGGAGAAGGCCAAAAGAUGUAUUGUGGCAAACUUGUCACCGCUCGGUUCAGGAAGUGGCAGCCCGGUGAAAGGGAGUGGCUUUACCUUCUCGCCAGGCGUUGUUUUGCCCAGCCUGACGUCACCGGGACCGUUGGGAUCACCGAUGGAGCCCGUGAGCAAGAAGAAGCCUGAACCGACAAAGAGCCUUGACUCGAUGGCACAUGCAGAAUGCGCGUGGUCUGCUGUGCUGAGCCAGGAAAGCCAUCUCCAUCGGACGCUUGUGAAUGUUGACACUGUCAUCUUGUCGGAGGGACCGAGGUUAAAGAUUGAUCAGGACUUGAGCAACGGGAGGUGGCGCCAGCUUCCAGAUGCCACCAGCUCCAACACAAGGUCCACCACUAGCGAUGCAGGGACAGUAUAUGCCGAACGUUUCCCGUCCUCAGAUGACGAGUUGGCACCUCAGUUUGCUUCUGCAGAGAGCUUUUGCUGCUCGUCUUUCAUCGGAGGCGUGGCCAACCCGCCAGUGGUCGCGGGAAACAUCCAGUAUGGUCGUACAAGAUGCAAUAUCAGCGAAGAUCGACGGCUGACAAGUCAGCAGUCAAGUGCGCACCGGUACACAGGAUUCCUCCCGCUCGAAGGCGUCUACGAGGAAGACACAUGCCGUAUUGGAUGA